AUGGUCAACACUGAGCUUUGCCAUCGGCUCUUGGUUGCGUCCUUGGCCUCUUUGGCUUCCACUGCCGCGUUUCUGACUCCACAUGCUGUCACACAUUGGCCAAGAAAAUCUAUAUCUCAAAGGACUGGAAAUCAAGCAUCAUUGCAUGUGGCUUUAAGAUCCGCCACCAAUGAAGAUGACAAAGAUAUUAUUCAAACGAUGGACAUACUCGGUAUUUCGGCCACGGACAAGGAUGCCAUCUUGUCUAAUCUCCAACGAGCUGGGCUUUGGGAACCUCCGAACGAGACAAACUCCUCCAAUCCGAAUACCCUUGGAUUAUUGGCUCAAGACUUUGUCGACCGACCAGAAGCAUUCUCCUCAAUAUUGAUCAACGAUUUUGAUUUUCCGCCCCUUGCGGCUCACCAAACUCGAGCGGUGGUCAUGAGUGUGGUAAAGAAGCGCAUGAGUUUGCAGCAACAGCGGUUUACUUUACAACAAAUUGGAAAAAAUGAAGUAGGAUUAUCCCAACAACAACUUGGUGCUGUGGCCCCACCAAUUGAGCCAAAGCAAGAUCACGGUACUGCCAUUGAACCUUGGACGGUUGGAAGAGGCCAGAAGCAAAGUAUCGACAUCGAUGAGCACCAAAGCGUCGAAAAUAAGACAGCAAAGCCUAAUUUGCCAAAAAUAAGAAUCAUAAGCAACAUAGAAGGCCCGAGUAUGCCGUCAGAUGAAGCUCAAAUCGACCAGAAGCAAGAGGAGGAAGCCGAAAGGAAACCAAAGAAGCUGUCUAGAUUCAAAGCAACAAUCAUCAAUGAAAAGGCCAAAGCGCGGCGAAAAAAUGGCGAAUACGAAUAUGCUCUGGAUGAUGGCCUGUAUCCCCUGUUGGCAAAUGAUCUCCAAGCCUUCUUUCUGUUCAUGACCCGCCCUUCGCCUCAUUCCCAGGAAGAUCCGAUUCGGGGGGCGACCGCCGAAGUUUACAUGCGACAUGCACGCCAAUUCCUGGGCUGGUAUGUCACCCAAGAGAAGCGGCCAGUAUCCUCCAGUGAAAGCAAACCAGAAGUUCCUUCAAAUGAGAACCUUUCGUUGCAGGACAUCAUUCCAAACAAAGAACAGGAAUCGGCCAAUGAUAUUAUUGACUUUGUUCUCUGGUUACGAUCUAGAGAUGUCAGUGUUUCCUAUGAAGCCAACAUUCUACGAGGGUUGACCAAGUUACUCAAGUUUCGAUUUUCGAGAGAGAGCCAGACUGAUUCAGCCCAGAAUGGAAACACUUUUUCCGAUAUUCCACUAAUUAAGGAGAUUCGAAAGCUACAUCGGGAUGCAAAUAUGCGACAGAAAUUGGCUCCACGAUCUAGUAACGAACAAAAGAAAUGGCUCUCCUGGCCAGAGUAUCUGCAAGUGAUUAAAGAACUGAAACAAGAGCUUCUCGAUUUGAUGGAGCAAUAUUUUCAGUUGCAGUCAAAGGUUCAGAAAGUAAAGGUUGCGGAAGCCUACCAAUGCUACCUCAUUUUGUCCCUCUUUGCCAGUAUCCCGGAUCGACAACGGACCAUGCGAGAACUCGCCAUAGGAACUACCUUGGUGAAGAGCGAAGAAACUGAUGGCUGGACCGUCCGCCAUGGUCCCGACGAUUACAAGACCGGCAAGUCCUAUGGUGAACGACCCACCAUGCAACUACGGGAAGACCUUUCACUAGCGAUUGACGACUAUAUUGAUAACUGGCGAUCGGCACUGGAACCCACCACUGAUUUUCUCUUUGUACAGUCUCGUACGGGCAAACCAUUGACUGCGGAUGGCAUCUUUCAACGGGUUUCUCGUUCCUGCUUCAAGUAUGGCGGGAAACGUACCAAUCCGCAUUUGUUACGAGACAUGAUUGUGACCCAUGUGCGAGAGUCAGAUGCUUCGGAGAAGGAAUUGGAGGCCUUGGCAUUGUACAUGGGACAUUCGAUUUCAAUGCAGCGUUCAUCGUACGAUCGACGAACUCUGACCACUAAGAUUGCUCCUGCCGUUGAGCUCAUGCGAUCCAUCAACACAGAUGCCUAA
Molecule: messenger RNA, 2016 nt
Organism: Cylindrotheca closterium
Lineage: Eukaryota; Bacillariophyta; Bacillariophyceae; Bacillariales; Bacillariaceae
Source: the annotation of a GenBank genome assembly